GUGUAAUGCAAGUCACAACAUAGUCUAUAGUCUGAUUUCAAAAUUGAAGGCAGCGGCAAAUUUGAAAGAAAGCCGCGUCUACCGUUUGUCGGUAUGGACGGGAGACCGGUAGUGGCGCGACAGGAAAUAUUUUAAGCUAGGUUCUCACGCGGCAAGAAGACAGCGUGGCACGCUUGCGAUUUUGCUGUCGUGAAUCUUGGCUGGAGUGGAGGAUGAAACGUAAACCAGCAGCAGUCGUGCCCGGUUCACAUGGUUCACAAUUCAGUUUCGGUUAAUUCCUUGGAGCUGACUAUGGCGGAACAUGUGGUUGAAAGUUGUGAGGUGUUGAGUUCGGUUUUAAAUGCGAUGGUAGCAAAAAGGCUAAGAAAGUUAUGUGAACAGAUGAAAAAUUGGAAGAAUAAGCGUUAUUUUGUCAGAAAGUAGAUGGAUUCAAGGAGAAACUCGGGGAUCACAAAAGUUCCGUGAGGAUCUUAAAAAUUUGCUGCGCAUGUCUAAGGAUGAGUUUGAUUUUCUCUUAGAACGUGUUUCUCCUCACAUUACGUGGUUAUGCCUGGCUACCGAUUGUCGUGUCCACGCCCGAAAAUCAAACGUGUUUGAUGACGUCAGAAACAAGUUUACGACACCUCGUUCAGGCAGAGGCAAUUCCACGCAAGCAAGACUCACGCUAGCGUGCCACGCCUCGUGAGAACGGAGCUUCAUAAUGGGUUUGACAUCCUACUGAAAGUAGAUAUGUAGUAGAAUUUCAUGUUUAAAGAUGUACAGUAAAGACAUUUCUCACAUGUUCUGAUGUAACCGUUCGUGCCUGAAUUCGCAUCGGCGAAAUGCGAUUGUCAAAGGAUUAGUGGUUUUCCCAGAUAGUCGUAGAUUUGCCGUGCUUUUUGGACGUUUUCGAGUAACAUCUAAGUUAUAAUCACACAGUUUUACGUCAUUGAACGUAUGACUGAUGAGAUGGUAUAGACGGCAAGCAGGCUCGCCGCACCGGUACCAGCGGCCCCCUGGGUGAGCUGUUCGAUCAUGGUCUCGAUUCCUACACUGCCGGUCUCAUUCCAUCCGCCAUCUACUCCAUCUUCGGCAGGGGGCCCACGUACAGCAUCGUACCCUUUCGCAUGUUCUUCACUAUGUGGAACGUACUGAUGAACUUCUAUCUCUCGCAUUUCGAAAAGUACAACACGGGUGUACUUUUCUUGCCGUGGGGAUACGACUUCUCCAUGUGGGGGACCAUCAUCACAUUCUUCAUUACAGGGAUCUUCGGAUCCGACAUGUGGCACUUCCGCAUUGGCAGCUUCAACGCGGGCAAUAUAUUCGAGAUGCUGUUGUACGUCUCGUCACUCAUAUCAAACGUACCGGUUGUGAUGUACAACAUUUACCUUUCCUACAAGAACAAAACGGGCCAUAUGAGGCCGUUCAGCGAAGCAGUGCGACCUCUAGUCUCCGUUGGCUUGUUCUUCUUGGUUACUCUAGUCUGGGUUCUGUACUCACCAUGUAACAUUGUCGAAAAAGACGCCAGAGCUCUCUUCUUUUUGAUGGGGACAAUUUUUUCUAAUAUUUCUUGCCGUCUGAUAGUUGCUCAGAUGAGCCACACCAGGUGUGAGAUCUUCAACUGUCUAUUAAUUCCUACCUCAGUGGUUGUUGGUAUUGCGGUUGUCACCAGGCUACAAACGUUAGAACUGUUUUUAACGUAUGCGCUGUGUGUAGUUGCAACAUUAACGCAUCUGCAUUACGGAACAUCAGUGGUAAGACAAAUGUGUAAGCACUUCAAAGUAAAUUGCUUCACACUAAAGGAUCGCACGGAUUGACUCCUUGCCGACAACGCAUGAGAAUGUGUUGUCUCUCGGAGCCACCCUCAGGAGGUGUUAUUAUUUAUGAUCCAUACCACUUGUUGUAUAUAUUUUGUAUAAUUUGGACUUACUAGUGUAACUUUUUGUUGUUGUGUGCUGAGGGUGCGUACAGAGAUCUGCCUAGUUAUUUUUAUGCUAUGAUUUUUGUAAUGAAUUCUAAAAGACUUUUUUAUCCUCUAUUUUGUGCCAGUAUGCAUUGUAGGUUUUUGUUAUGUGAAAAUAAAAUUCAUCAAUUAUA
Acanthoscelides obtectus is the source of this 2076-nucleotide messenger RNA. The record is from the annotation of a GenBank genome assembly. Lineage: Eukaryota; Metazoa; Arthropoda; Insecta; Coleoptera; Chrysomelidae.